Molecule: messenger RNA, 2060 nt
Organism: Clarias gariepinus (North African catfish)
Lineage: Eukaryota; Metazoa; Chordata; Actinopteri; Siluriformes; Clariidae
Product: phosphotriesterase-related protein-like
Exons: 4
Coding region: 491-1540 (349 amino acids)
Biological process (GO): catabolic process
Molecular function (GO): zinc ion binding
Source: RefSeq, a predicted model, not a curated record
CUCUGUGGUUAAAAAAAAAUUCAGAAUGCAUGCAAAGAUUCAGUGCAAUGUUCAAAGUUCAUAGAGGACUACAGGAAGAUGUUACGCAUGUAUAAUUUACAGAGUGGGCGGCACAGUGGCGUAGUGCUUAACACUGUGGCCUUGUGAGGAUUUGAUUCCCACCUCGGGUCUGUGUGUGCGUAGUUUGCAUGUUCUCCCCAUGCCUGGUGGGUUUUCUCCGGGUCCAAAGAUGGCAGAUUAGGUUAAUUAGCGUUUCCAAAUUGCCAGUAAUGUGUGUGUCCUGCGAUGAGAAAUCUUAGCAAUCUUGUCAUUACUGUUCCGCCCCUACAGUAUACCAUGGGAACACAACAUUCUGCAGUUCCACUGUUUUGAAGCUGGUGGUUAUUUUUUCUAAACCAGCAUCUUGGGCAAUAGAUCUCAUCCAAAAGAAGAUUUCUUCCUGUCUAGGCUUGGCACUGAAAUACUCUGCAUUUCAGAUUUAUCUCAAGUCAUGUCUCCUCUGAGCGGAAAGGUCCAGACAGUCCUGGGCCUGAUGGAUCCAGACAAACUGGGUCGCACCAUGACCCAUGAGCACCUGACCGUGACCACUGAGUGCGGCUUCAUCCCUCCGGCUCCAGGACACGAGGACAAUACCUCCGUACCCAUCCAGGUGAAAAACUUGCACUGGCUUCAGCAGCACCCGUACAGCCACCGCGAGAACCUCCUGCUGUACCAGGAGAUCGAGGCGGUGCGAGACGAACUGGUCUGCUUCAAGAAGACUGGGGGUGGCACCAUAGUGGAGAACACGACUACGGGUAUAAGACGAGAUCUGCCCGCUUUACGCCAGCUGGCCAUGGAUACAGGGGUCAACAUUGUUGCAGGGGCCGGGUACUACGUAGACAUCACUCAUUCUGAUGAGAUGAGGACGAUGACUGUGGAGAAGCUCACUGAUGUUAUAGUGAGAGAAGUGUCACAUGGUGCUGAUGGAACUGAUAUCCGCUGUGGCGUGAUCGGGGAGAUUGGCAUAAGCUCACCAAUCACAGAGAGUGAAAAGAAAGUGCUGCUUGCCACCGCACAUGCACAGACACAGCUGGGAUGUCCGGUUAUCAUUCACCCGGGCCGGAACCGUGCCGCCCCUGGCGAGAUAGUCCGAAUCCUUCAGGAGGCAGGAGGGGACAUCUCUAAAACUGUGAUGUCCCAUCUGGACAGAACUAUAUUUGAUCACGAUGAGUUGCUGGAGUUUGCGAAAUUAGGAAGCUACCUUGAGUACGACCUCUUCGGCAUAGAAAUGCUGGACUACCCCUUUAAUUUGCACAUCGACAUGCCGAGUGACAGCCAGAGGGUUCAAACUCUGGCAUUUCUAGUCAAAGAAGGCUACGAGGACAGGAUCGUCAUCUCUCACGACAUCCACACCAAGAACCGCCUGACCAAAUACGGCGGGCAUGGUUACUCCCACAUCCUGAAGAACAUUGUGCCCAAAAUGCUUUCCAGGGGCAUCAGUCAAAAGCAGGUGGACAAGAUACUGAUCGACAACCCCAAGCAGUGGCUAACCUUCAAAUAGAUCUGGUAUUGAGUCAUGUAAUCACUCUGCCCAAGCGUUGUGCGUUCUGAUGAGGAGAAAAUAAAUAACUGCUUAGGGUGAUUUCAAGACACUUUGUUUUAUAAUCUUUUGGUAUGCUAAAAUUGCUAAAAAAAAUAAAUAAAUAGAUGAGCUAGAAUUAAAAUUUACAAAAUCUACUAUCUUAAUUAGAAAUAUGUUGUAAGGACAUGCACUAAGACAAAUUUACACUAGGGGGUGCUAUGAUCUAAAAUUAUGACAAUUAAGAUAGUUUAUAUACACUUACAGUAUUACAGUUUACGCUGUUGUUCAUAUUGAUUUCUUAUAACAUGUUACCAAAGCAAAGUUAACAAGUUAGCUCUUUUAAGUCUUACCAAUGCCUUUUUAAUGUGUUGUCCUUUGUCUUAACUCUUAUGGACAGAGAAUGAUUUCACAUGUUUUAUUCAUUAACAUUAUUAUCAUGUCACUUUGGAAACACGUUCUUAUAUCAUGCUAUAAAAAUAAACCUGAUGUGAUAAAUCUG